AGGCAGGCAUGGCGUGGCAUCAGAUCUACGAAGGCGUUUGCGUUUGGUUUGGUUUGCGUCGAGUCGAGGGCGGGCAUGGACCGUGGCCCGAGCAUUGCCAAUGCCACUGAACGAAUGUCUCAGAUCUCCCGCCGUUGUGCCUGAUUUGUUGGGAUACCGAGUCCAUGCUGCGUGUUAGUGGAGUGCGGUUAAGAGCCCCGAAAUCCAAUAUUUGCUUUGUUCGGGCGGUUCCAGCCAACCCAUCUUUGAAGCCGCGCCGUGCCGUGGCGGAGGAGAGAUCAGAUGAGCGAGGCGCGCUGCAGCCGCCAAAGCCGCCCGCCAAACAAGCCAGCAACGCCAAAACCCUCUCUGAAUCUCGAUCCGGACCAUUGCCGAUGGGGAAAACGUCGAGAUGCAUUCCGCAGCACCACGGAAGGCGCAAAUCAGCCAUGUCCGCGGGAGAAGAAGCAUUCGAGAAGAGUUCCAGAGUCCACGCGCAAGCCACGGCAAGCCAAAUGGUGGCGUACUCCCAGACCACACUUGCCUUUUACAAGAUGGGGUUGGCUUUCACAGCGAAUGAAAUGCCACGGGGACCUUUUAAGCUUUUUACUACCCCUGUCACUGUGGUGCCACCAAGACGACGCCAAUGUCCCAGACCCCCCCCCCCCCAGACCCCAAGACUCGCGGAGACCACCUUCGCACAGGUAGCCCAAAAGGGAAGAUACGCUAGCUCGGAUGGGACCCAGCACUUUGAUGAUAGCCAAUGGCAUCGCGCCGCGACUUCUUAGUGGUGGGCAUCAGAUAGUGUAGCCAAGCGAUAGGCGUCGGGAGGACUAACACGAGGCUGUGGCCGCAAUAUACAGGGGCUGAGCUGGUGGCAUGGCAUGUGCUCGUCGCUCACACUGGCACGCUGGCGGUCCAUGCUCUGCUCUCGUCCACAGCAAACCCGGAGGGAAGUCACAACCCCCUCAGGGCAGAGUCAAGCACACGGGCAAUCUGAGUCCGUGGGCAGGCAGGACAGUCACAUCCCACCCCGCCCAGCGGCCAGAGACCAGCAGCCAGCGCCCGCCUCACCCACCUCACCCACAGCAACCCAGAGCACCGCACCCGCAGAAAGGCCAGCUCCCGCAUCCUGGCUACCUGCAGCAACGCCGCCCGCAUAGCCUUACCGAACCGAAGCCUUGGCUUGGCUCAGGAGACAAGCCCUCAAUCGCGUCGAA
This is a messenger RNA of Lasiosphaeria miniovina, 1199 nucleotides long. RefSeq lists its product as uncharacterized. NCBI's taxonomy places the organism in Eukaryota, Fungi, Ascomycota, Sordariomycetes, Sordariales, Lasiosphaeriaceae. Bases 165 to 767 code for a protein of 200 amino acids. The transcript is spliced from 2 exons. The record is from RefSeq and is a predicted model, not a curated record.